CCUGCUUCAAGGAAAAUUGUAUCGUCCAUGUUUUCUUCUCUACAAAGUCCAGCCGCCUGCCAGUGGCCAAGCUGAGGGUCCCCAGCUCAGCGAUGGACUCGGACCCCUACGCCAGCAUGCAGAUCGGCAUGCGAGUGGUCCGUGGGGCCGACUGGAGGUGGGGAAACCAGGACAACGGCGAGGGCAACCUGGGGACCGUGGUGGAGAUUGGCCGACAAGGCAGCCCAGCAACCCCCGAUAAAACCGUGGUGGUCCAGUGGGAUCACGGGACUCGCACCAAUUACCGGACCGGCUUCCAGGGAGCAUAUGAUCUUCUGCUGUAUGAUAAUGCACAGAUAGGGGUCCGCCACCCUAACAUCAUCUGCGACUGUUGCAAGAAACACGGCAUUCGCGGAACGCGAUGGAAGUGCAAAGUCUGCUUCGAUUACGACUUGUGCCUGCACUGCUACAUGAGCAACAAGCACGACCUCUCCCAUGCCUUCGAGCGCUACGAAACCGCCCACUCGCAGCCAGUCGCUGUAAGCCCACGACAGAAUUUGACACGCGUUGCUUUAAAGGGGAUAUUUCAAGAUGCAAAAGUCGUCCGGGGACCUGACUGGGAAUGGGGAAAUCAAGAUGGUGGUGAUGGCAAAAUCGGCCGUGUGGUGGAUAUCCGUGGUUGGGAUGUGGAGACGGGGCGGAGCGUGGCCAGUGUCACCUGGGCCGAUGGUACUACCAACGUCUACCGAGUCGGUCACAAAGGGAAAGUGGACCUAAAAUGUAUCACAGAAGCAUCUGGGGGGUUUUAUUACAAGGAGCAUCUUCCUAAAUUAGGCAAGCCAGCCGAGCUGCAGAAAAAGGAGAGCACGGAGGGGCACCCAUUCCAGCACGGGGACAAGGUGAAAUGCCUGCUUGACAUUGACAUUUUGAGAGAGAUGCAGGAGGGCCACGGAGGCUGGAACCCCAAAAUGGCCGAGUUCAUUGGCCAGACAGGAACAGUGCACAGGAUCACAGAUCGAGGAGACGUGAGGGUCCAGUUCAACAACGACACUCGUUGGACGUUUCAUCCCGGAGCGCUGACCAAGCUUAACACCUUCUGGGUUGACGAUGUCGUGAGGGUGAUCGACGACAUGGAGACAGUGAAACAGCUGCAAGCCGGUCACGGAGAAUGGACGGACGAGAUGACAGCGAUCCUGGGCCACAUCGGUAAGGUGAUCAAAAUCUUUGGGGAUGGAGAUUUGCGAGUGUCCUUUGCUGGCCAGUCCUGGACCUUCAACCCAGCCUGCUUGACAGCCUAUCAAAGAGAGGAAGACGCAAACCUUAUGACCACUCAGGACACCCGGGAGUCGAAAAGUUCCUUGGUUUCCGUGGUGGGACGGUUACUCUCCCAAAAAAUCGAGGCCGACAGCCCAGGCCGCCUGGUGGUUGAGGCAGCUCACGGAAACAUCGGCAAAGUUCGGGACUUGAUUCAGAAAUAUCCUGACAAGGUGGAUGUGCAGAACCAGGGCAGGACCGCCUUGCAGGUGGCGUCGUACGUGGGGCAGAUGGAAGUGGCCAUGCUCCUGCUGCAAGCUCACGCAAAUGUCGACCUGUGGGAUGAAGAAGGGGACACAGCCCUUCAUUACGCAGCCUUCGGGAAUCAAGCGGACAUCGCCCGGCUCUUGGUCAGCAAAGGCGCCAACCCGAAUCUUCUGAACACCGCCAGGUGCACGGCCUUGUACGUCGCGGUCAACAACGGCUUCACGGAGGUGGUGAAGGCCUUGUGCGAAAACAACUGCGAUGUUAAUUUGCUGGGUUCUUCGGGCGAGACCCCCCUCCACUACGCCAUCACUGCCGACUUCAAAUGCAUCAUCGAAGCCCUCACUGAGGUCCCUGGCAUUGAUUUUACCAUCCAGAAUCAACAAGGGUUCAACCUGUUGCACCACGCAGCCCUAAAAGGAAACAAGCUAGCGAUCAAGAAGAUCCUCGCAAGGGCUCGGCAGCUGGUGGACGCCAAAAAGGACGACGGGUUCACGGCUCUGCAUCUGGCUGCCCUCAACAAUCACAAGGAGGUGGCCGAGAUUUUAAUCAAAGAGGGCCGCUGCGACGUCAACCUCAGGAACAACCGCAACCAGGCGCCCCUGCACCUGGCCGUCACCCAGGGCCACCUGGAGAUGGUGCAGCUGCUGGUGAGCGAAGGCGCCGACGUCAACUCCGAAGACGAGGACGGCGACACCGCCAUGCACAUUAUCCUGGAGAGGGAGCAUCUGGUGUCUGUCCUGGUUGAGGAACAGCCGGGCCGGGAAGACAGCCUGUUCUCCAAGCUCCAGGCCUCCGGUUUCCUCGGCAACACCCAGCUGAACGUGGGAACCGCCCUGGCCUGCUACCUGGCCCAGCAAGGGGCCGACGUCCACUAUGCCAACCACCGGGGCAAGUCUCCGCUUGACCUCGUCUCGGACGGGAGCAUCGCGCACCUCAUCCAGACCUUCUCCCAGAAAUACAGAGAGCAGCAGGAAUCCUCCUCGGACAGCUCCACCACGACCAGCAGCCUGAGGAGAGUCCACACCACCCCUAACACCAUGACGAACCUCAGCGUGCCAAAAGUGGCGGCCCCCUCGGAGUGCCUGGUUUGCUCGGAACUGGCGCUGCUGGUCCUCUUCUUCCCCUGUCAACACAGCAUUGUGUGUGAAGAAUGCUCCAGAAGGAUGAAGAAGUGCAUCAAAUGCCAAGUCACGAUUACCAAAAAGUUAAAACAAGACAACUCUGAAGUGGACGGUGGGUCGGGCCCCGAGGUGACCAACCAACAGAAGCUCAUGGAGGAUUUGCAGAGCCGCUAUCGGCAGAUGGAGGAGCGGAUCACCUGCCCCAUUUGCAUCGACAGCCAGAUCAAAGUGAUCUACCAGUGCGGACACGGCUCCUGCCAAGAGUGCGGCGUGUCCUUGAACGUCUGUCCCAUCUGCCGACAGGCCAUCCGCGAGAGGAUCCCGAUUUUCGUUUGA
Messenger RNA from Protobothrops mucrosquamatus (brown spotted pit viper), 2957 nucleotides. It is a transcript of the gene MIB2, whose product is annotated as mindbomb E3 ubiquitin protein ligase 2. Gene Ontology annotation, molecular function: protein binding; ubiquitin-protein transferase activity; zinc ion binding. The record is from RefSeq and is a predicted model, not a curated record. The transcript is spliced from 19 exons. Gene Ontology annotation, cellular component: cytoplasm. The coding region runs from base 93 to 2957 and encodes 954 amino acids. Gene Ontology annotation, biological process: protein ubiquitination. NCBI's taxonomy places the organism in Eukaryota, Metazoa, Chordata, Lepidosauria, Squamata, Viperidae.